Westerdykella ornata is the source of this 2504-nucleotide messenger RNA. RefSeq names its product CBS-domain-containing protein. The record is from RefSeq and is a predicted model, not a curated record. The transcript has 4 exons. Lineage: Eukaryota; Fungi; Ascomycota; Dothideomycetes; Pleosporales; Sporormiaceae. Gene Ontology annotation, molecular function: protein binding. Bases 246 to 2243 code for a protein of 665 amino acids.
CUCCACGAGCGUGAUUGUUGUCAGAAUCACUCCUGCUCUCCGCGUGACCCGCAGAACAGUGCUGCCCAGCCGGGCUCUCCAGGGCUUCCCGAGGACAGGGGUAGUCAUCCCGCGCGUUGUUUUUAUGUCGCCAGGGCUACCAUCAUAUCUCCUCCAGCUGCACCUCUCUCCUCCCGGUCGUUCAUCUGCCCUUCAACGUUCGCCGCAGCCUCUGCAAUUCCAGAUAUCCUGUCUGAAAGACAGCCAUGUCGCACACUGGUACGCUCCGGGGUACGCCCAAGAACCGUAAUCAGGUUCACUACACCAACAGUCCCUCUGGUAUCCCGCGUCCAGCUCUUGAUUCCCAUGGGUCUCAUGGACCCCAAAGUGAGGCUGGAACUUCGACCCUCAGCGCCAGUAGAGCGAAGCAAUCUAAGAGGGAUGAGGCGAUCCGGCGCAAAAUCGAGACGGACCUCAACAAGAAGAAGAACCCUGGCGCACGCGUUCGCACGACGAGGAAGGCACCUCCCGGGACGGUGCUGGCUCUCAAGCCCAGUCCCGCAUUGCAAAUCAAGCCCAACACCACAGUUGCCGAGGCGGCCCAACUGAUGGCCGCGAAGAGGGAGGACUGCGUUCUGGUCACCGAUGACGAUGAUCGCAUCGCCGGUAUCUUCACGGCCAAGGAUCUGGCUUUCAGGGUGGUCGGUGCAGGUAUUAAGGCUCGGGAUGUCACCAUUGAGGAGAUCAUGACGAAGAACCCCCUUUGUGCCAAGACAGAUACCAGUGCUACUGAUGCCCUCGAUCUCAUGGUCAGGAAGGGUUUCCGACAUUUGCCGGUCAUGGAUGAGAACCACGAUAUCUCCGGUAUUCUCGAUAUCACGAAGUGCUUCUACGACGCCAUGGAGAAGCUCGAGCGGGCCUAUAGCUCGUCACGGAAGCUCUACGAUGCUCUGGAGGGAGUACAGGCCGAGCUGGGAUCAAGCCAACCACAGCAGAUUAUACAGUAUGUCGAGGCCAUCCGCCAAAAGAUGUCUGGUCCCACUCUGGAGUCCGUGUUGACUGGCCUUCCUCCUACCACUGUGUCUGUGCGUACUUCGGUCAAGGAGGCCGCUGCCCUGAUGAAAGAGAACCAUACUACGGCCGUGCUCGUCCAGGACCAAGGCUCCAUCACCGGUAUAUUCACCAGCAAGGACGUUGUCCUCCGUGUCAUUGCCGCGGGGCUUGACCCCGCUACCUGUAGCGUCGUCCGCGUCAUGACGCCUCACCCGGAUUUCGCUCCGAUGGACAUGAGCAUUCAGGCCGCUCUGCGGAAGAUGCAUGAUGGUCACUACCUGAAUUUGCCAGUCAUGAGCGAAGCCGGCGAAAUUGUUGGCAUGGUCGACGUCCUAAAACUCACAUAUGCCACGCUUGAUCAGAUCAACAAUAUCAGUACUACAGAUAACGAAGGUCCGGCGUGGAACAAGUUCUGGCUGUCUUUGGAUGACGGCACUGAAUCCAUUAUGUCUGGCGAGGGCGGUAGCCGUGUUCCUGGAACCCCCGACGCCCGCUCUAUGAUGUCCCACGAUAUGCAUAGGCCCGGCCUGACGGAUCGCGGAGACAGCGUGCUUCCGAAUGAAUCUGCCUCGCACCUUGGGGAGUCGCCGUCGCACUCAGCGCUUGGUGGAGCGGCCCCCGGGUCCGCGGAGGAUGUCCCAUUUGCUUUCAAGUUCAAGGCUCCUAGUGGACGUGUGCACCGCCUCCAAGUCGUUGCUUCUGCUGGAAUCGAAGAGCUGGUUUCACGUGUUGCCGGCAAACUUGGAAGCGAGGUCGACAGCAUUGGCGGAGUUCCGACUUUUGAGGACGGCAAAAUAUCCAAGUCUGGUUUUGCUUUGAGCUACCUGGACAACGAGGGCGACACUGUGUCCAUCACCACGAAUCAAGAUCUCAUCGAGGCCGUCAGCCUGUCUCGCCUUGCUCACCGAGACAAGGUCGAUCUCUUUGUUCACGAUCCCGAGAAGGCGCCGCUGCCCCCGACGGUCGAGCCCCAGCCUGUCUUGGCGAAACCCGCGACACCGCCAGAGUCUGUUCUGCGUGAACGUAAGCAGUUCUUCGAUGAGCAAGAGGAGGAAAGCCAGCCUCGGCAUAGGGCCCAGCCCCCGGCCGCAGUGAAGCAGGAGGAGAUCAUUGCCGGAGUGCCGAAUGAUUUGCUGCUCCCAGGAGCUAUUGUAACGCUUGCUGUUGUUAUUGUUGCGGUGUUUGCACUUGGAAGGGCUUCGAGCCGGUAGUCCGUUGGUGAGGAGGUAAUAAGAGCGAUGUGUGUGUUACGCUUGCAGCAAUGUUUCCGUCUUCUGAUAUCCAUCGGUCCACGUCGACUGAGCGAGGAAGUAUUAGGGUCGAAACUCUCUAUGGUAGACUAAAAGUAGUAAUAGGAUUCAGUAACUGCACCUUCGAUCCGACUGUCUUUGCAUCAUUCUCAUGUAGUAAAGUCUACCUAUAAAACCAGUUAAAUAGUUCCUAGGUACCGUUGUGUGUCCAUGAAACUGAAG